UACUCAUAGGCAGGGCAGGGGCAAAGCAAAGGCCCCUCUGGUUCAGGGACUGAAAAUGAAUGGUCUGCAAACAAAGUAAGGGGCCCCUCAGGCACAGAGGCGAGACCCCACUCUGAACGUCCAUCCAUCUAAAGAUACAAGGGCAGAUUCUGCUCUGGGCAUCACGGGUGUGAUUCAGCAGUAACUGUGCCGAGCGUAGCAGAGUCACUGCAGAUUUUUAGCGUUUGAAGGCAGAAUCCAGUCAGACGUUGCCACAGGGCUCUGUCACGUUUUGAAAACAAUGCACAGGGCUUCACUCAUUAAUAUCAGGGCCUGAUCUCUCAAAUCCUAAGUACUGUACUGGCUGAUUAAAGAUUCUUAUGCUUCCCCUUUUUAAGCUCCAGUUGGAUUUUGCAAGAGCCCAACAAAGGCUUAUUUUCGGCCAUUCACACAGAACUGCAGUCCAUCAACUCCAGAGCAAAUUUAAUGGCUAGACUAUAGAAGAAGUUCAGGACCCUGAACAAAGCAAACACAGGGUAUCUUCUGCAGGUUAAGUGGUCAGGAACAGAGAAUGUUUAAGCUGAUAAUAGCUGUAUUCAAAACUUAGACCCAGAUGUCUUCAAAGUCCAAAUCAUACUAUACUUCACCAAUUUUGACUGAAAAAGAAGCUAAACAGAUUCUGAGAACCCGUCGUGAAGAUAGACCAAGAAAAGCUGGUUUCCCUGAUGAGCCAAUGAGGGAACACAUGCUUUACCUCCAGCGCUUGGAGCAGAGAUCAGAAGAACAAUUCCUUGAGCAUUGGUUAAAUCCACACUGCUACCCACAUUGCAACAGGAAUUUAGUUCAUCCAGUCUAAAGGGUUUGUUUUCCCCCCAGUUACUGAUCUCCCCAGGUGUGUUUAAGAGGAAACGGUCUAUGAUUAUGUUAAACAGGACGAGGUUCAUCCAGCAUCUGCUAUGUACUAACUAUCGAGCUGAAUGUCUUUGGAAUAUUGAGCAAACUUAGCAUGUAGCAAGGCUUUCUUUUGUAAUCAGACAUAUUUAAAACAAUUUCAUUGACUCAUGUAGAUCACCAUAAUUUUUCAACCCAUCGGUAAGCGAAUGGUUUAUAUGCAUGAAUCUAGGGCUUCUCCUAAGAUUUUAGAAAUGGGGCAGAAUAAGUCACCAACUUGUCUUAGAACAUGUUUAUUUGGGGCACUAUCUUAGUAUAUACUGAAACAGGAGGAGGCUUUAAGAGAAAGGAAUAAAUACGAAUGGAAAAUAAAAACAUG
Gopherus flavomarginatus (Mexican gopher tortoise) is the source of this 1249-nucleotide messenger RNA. RefSeq names its product chromosome 12 C17orf67 homolog (gene C12H17orf67). The record is from RefSeq and is a predicted model, not a curated record. NCBI's taxonomy places the organism in Eukaryota, Metazoa, Chordata, Testudines, Testudinidae. Bases 593 to 835 code for a protein of 80 amino acids. The transcript has 5 exons.